AUGGCGGUGCAGGCGGCUGCGGCGGGCGGCUGGGGCCGGAGCCGGGGCGCUGUGCUGCUGCUCUUCUUCUCGCUCUCCCGCCGCCCGCCCGCCGGGGCCGCCUGGCUGCUGGGGCUGCGGCCCGAGGACACGGCCCCGGGCAGGGUCUCGCUGGAGGCCGGCGCGCUGGGGGCGGUCGAGGGGACCAGCUUCCUGCUGCGCCUCUACUUCCAGCCGCCGCCCGAGGGGAACGGCAGCCGCGGGCCGCCCGGCGCGGAGAGCGAGCCCCGCCUGGUCUUCAUCGAGGAGCCGCCGGCGGGAGCGGGCCCGGGCCCGGCGCCCGGGGAGCGCUGCCCGCAGCAGAGCGCCUGGGCCUCGGACGUGGAGGUGCUGGGCCCGCUGCAGCCGGGCGGCUCGGCCGGCUCCGCCCUGGUGCGGGUGCGAGUGCGGGAGCCGCGCAAGGGGGAGCCCGGGGCCGGGCCGCGGGGGCGGCUCUUCUCGCUCUGCGCCUGGGACGGGCGCGCCUGGCAGCACCACGGCGCGGCGGGCGGCUUCCUGCUGCGGGUGCGGCGGGCGGCGCGGGAGCCCUGGCUGCUCGGGCCGCUGCCGGAGGCGGGCUGGCUCCGGGCCCUGGGGGCGCUGCUCCUACUGGGGCUGUCGGCGCUGUUCAGCGGCCUGCGCCUGGCGCUGCUGUCGCUGGACCCGCUGGAGCUCCGCGUGCUGCGCAACAGCGGCUCGGCCGCGGAGCAGGAGCAGGCGCGCCGCGUCCAGGCGGUGCGGGGCCACGGUGGCACCUUCCUGCUCUGCACCCUGCUGCUAGGCCAGGCCGGGGCCAACGCGGCGCUGGCCGGCUGGCUGUGCGCAUCCCUGCCCGGCCAGGGGCCGGCGCUGGCCGGCUGGGUGCAGGGCGUGCCCUGGCUGCCCGUGCUGCUCUGCACCGGCGCCGUGUUCCUGGGCGGCGAGGUGCUGCCCUAUUCGGUGUGUUCCCGGCACGGGCUGGCCAUCGCCUCGCACACGCUCUGCCUCACCCGCCUGCUGAUGGCCGCCACCUUCCCGCUCUGCUACCCGCUGAGCCGCCUGCUGGACUGGGCGCUGCGCCAGGAGCUCAGCACCUUCUCCACCCGCGAGCGCCUGCUGGAGACGCUGCGCGCCGCCGACCCGCACAGCGACCUGGUGCGGGAGGAGCUGGCCAUGGUGCAGGGCGCGCUGGAGCUGCGCACCAAGGCGGUGGAGGACGUGCUCACCCCGCUGGCCGACUGCUUCCUGCUGCGCUCCGACGCCGUGCUGGACUUCGCCACCGUCUCCGAGAUCCUGCGCUCCGGCUACACCCGCAUCCCGGUCUACGAGGGCGACCGGCGGGACAACAUCGUGGACCUGCUCUUCGUCAAGGACCUGGCCUUCGUGGACCCGGACGACUGCACCCCGCUGCAGACCGUCACCCGCUUCUACCGCCGGCCGCUGCACUGGGUCUUCAGCGACAGCCGCCUGGACACGCUGCUGGAGGAGUUCAAGAAGGGUAAAUCGCACCUGGCCAUCGUGCAGAGGGUGAACAACGAAGGGGAAGGAGACCCGUUCUAUGAGGUGAUGGGGAUCGUCACGCUGGAGGAUGUCAUUGAAGAGAUCAUCAAGUCCGAGAUCCUGGAUGAGACAGACCUUUACACAGACAACCGAAAGAAGGAGAGGGCGCUGCACCAAGGCAGGAAGCCGCAUGACUUCUCUAUCUUCAGGCUCUCAGACAGUGAAAUGAAGGUGAAGAUCUCCCCUCAGCUGCUGCUGGCCGCGCACCGCUUCAUGGCAUCAGAAAUCGAACCCUUCAAAUCUCCCUGCCUCUCGGAGAAGAUCCUGCUGAGGCUCCUCAAACACCCCAACGUCAUCCAGGAGCUGAAGUACGACCAUAAGAACAAGCAGGCCGUGGAGCACUAUCUCUACCAGCGCAACCGGCCUGUGGACUACUUCGUCCUCAUCCUGCAGGGCAAAGUGGAAGUGGAGAUUGGCAAGGAAGGGCUGCGGUUUGAGAACGGCGCAUUCACCUACUAUGGCGUCCCAGCCAUCAUGGCUGUCAUCUGCUCAGAUAACGAUGUGCGGAAAGUGGGCAGCCUGGCCGGAUCCUCCUUCCUGCUGCCCGUCUCAGUGUCCCGUACCUUCGCCGUCAGCAGAGGGGAAUCCCUGGCUGGCUCCCCAGUAAACCGAUCGCCAUCUCGCUGCAGCGGGCUGAAUCGCUCCGAAUCCCCAAACCGGGAACGCAACGACUACGGGGGCAGCAACACCCAGCUCUACAGCAGCAGCAACAACAUCUACACGCCCGACUACUCUGUGCACAUCCUCUGCGACGUGCAGUUCGUCAAGAUCACCCGGCAGCAGUACCAGAACGCACUGGCAGCCAGCCGCAUGGACAGCUCACCCCAGUCCCCCGACAUGGAGGCGUUCAAUGAUGGCAACUCCACCAAGGCCCCGACGGCCCGGGGGACCCCACAGACCCCGAAGGAGGACCCCACCCCCACCCUCCUGAACGAGAGGAACAGCAUCAUUUGCAGCCGGUCAGACGGGCUCCGCAGCCCCAACGACUCCAUGUUCCUCCGCGUGGAGGGAAUCCCCUUCAUCAGGGAGGAACUGGCAGACAACGAGGAGAACAGCAAGCGGCAGGCACUGCUCUUACCUUCCUCCUUUGCAGCCAGCGAAUGCUGUGACAUCACCCUGGAGCCGGAGAGCCCGAACAGAGAGACAGCGAGUGGCACCGAGGAGACCCUGGGCAAGAAGCUGCUGAGGACACUGAGUGGGCGGAAGAGGAGGCAGUCCCCAGAUGGCAAGACGACGCCGGAGGAGAAUUCCAACCGAGCGCCGUUAAUCACCUGA
Messenger RNA from Emys orbicularis (European pond turtle), 2832 nucleotides. RefSeq names its product cyclin and CBS domain divalent metal cation transport mediator 1 (gene CNNM1). Gene Ontology annotation, biological process: intracellular manganese ion homeostasis; transport; magnesium ion homeostasis. Gene Ontology annotation, molecular function: transmembrane transporter activity. Gene Ontology annotation, cellular component: plasma membrane; cytoplasm. The transcript has 12 exons. The coding region runs from base 1 to 2832 and encodes 943 amino acids. The record is from RefSeq and is a predicted model, not a curated record. NCBI's taxonomy places the organism in Eukaryota, Metazoa, Chordata, Testudines, Emydidae.